CGCAAAAACAAAAACAUUUAAUUUGCAAUGUCAAGUGAGCCCGAAAUUGCGAAGGAUGCUGUGCUCAAGCGCAGCGAGCGCCUUUCGGAAGACACGCCACAGGUGCACGGAUAUGACUUCAAUGUGGGCAUCAACUACAGCAAGCUGUUCGAGUCAUACGUGAACACCGGCUUCCAGGCAACGAAUAUGGGCCUGGCCAUAAAGGAAAUCAAUAAAAUGUUGGAUUGCAGGGCGCAGCCACUGGACGCUGAGCAGCAGGAUAUGCACGAAACAGAUGAGUUCAUCAGACGGCGCACCAAUUGUACUAUAUUUCUGGGGUACACCUCUAACUUGGUUUCGUCGGGUUUGCGGGAGACGCUGCGAUUCCUUGCCGAGCAUCGCAUGAUCGACUGCAUUGUAACGACAGCUGGAGGGGUGGAGGAGGAUUUCAUCAAAUGCCUUGCACCCACAUUUAUGGGCUCAUUCGAGUUAAGUGGAAGCAAGCUUCGAGAGCGUGGAAUCAAUCGUAUUGGCAAUCUGCUGGUGCCCAAUGACAACUACUGCAAGUUCGAGGAUUGGCUAAUGCCACUGCUCGAUGAAAUGCUUGAAGAGCAGCAGAGUAAGGCUACCGUCUGGUCACCCUCACGCAUUAUUCACAGGCUUGGCGAGCGCAUCGGAGAUCCCAGUUCCAUAUACUAUUGGGCUGCUAAGAACCAGAUACCUGUGUUUUGUCCAGCGCUAACCGAUGGAAGUCUAGGUGACAUGAUGUACUUUCAUUCGUUCCGUCACCCGGGUCUGGUUGUGGAUAUAUUAUCGGAUCUGCGAAGACUUAACACGAUGGCCGUCAAAGCUGUUAAUACUGGCAUGAUUAUAGUGGGUGGUGGUAUCAUAAAGCAUCACAUUUGCAAUGCGAAUCUUAUGCGUAAUGGCGCCGAUUAUUCUGUCUUCAUAAACACAGCUUCGGAGUUCGAUGGUAGUGACAGUGGCGCACGACCGGAUGAGGCGGUAUCCUGGGGCAAGAUACGCAAAGACGCAACUCCCGUCAAGGUGUACGCCGAGGCUACUUUGGUGUUUCCUCUUAUUGUGGGCGAGACCUUUGCCAAGCGACACUUUAGCCAGAAAGAGGCCACAUUGUAAUUGUGUAUAUAAAUA
Molecule: messenger RNA, 1131 nt
Organism: Drosophila hydei
Lineage: Eukaryota; Metazoa; Arthropoda; Insecta; Diptera; Drosophilidae
Product: probable deoxyhypusine synthase
Exons: 2
Coding region: 28-1116 (362 amino acids)
Biological process (GO): peptidyl-hypusine biosynthetic process
Cellular component (GO): cytoplasm
Molecular function (GO): deoxyhypusine synthase activity
Source: RefSeq, a predicted model, not a curated record